Molecule: messenger RNA, 3492 nt
Organism: Gigantopelta aegis
Lineage: Eukaryota; Metazoa; Mollusca; Gastropoda; Neomphalida; Peltospiridae
Product: kinesin-like protein KIF19
Exons: 19
Coding region: 285-3050 (921 amino acids)
Biological process (GO): microtubule-based movement
Molecular function (GO): ATP binding; microtubule motor activity; microtubule binding
Source: RefSeq, a predicted model, not a curated record
AGUACAGUGUCGACACGCUCCAACAAUUAUUUAUAGUGUUUGCAAAUCCAUUUUGUCUUUGACAUGGGCUGAAUUGUUCGCCAUGAUCAAGUGACACUACCAACAUUAUCAACAGUCCACGUGAAUAUAUAUAUAUAUAUAUAUAUAUAUUGUAUAUAACACGACUUGGUGUUCUACUUAGCGGAAAUUAGCAGCAAUAGUGUAUCGACAGAUACGUUACACUUAAGAGAACCAGGGAUAUGACCAACGUCUUGAAAUGGGGAGUAAGACCUGUUUACUAGAAAAUGACUGAACUGAAACCAACGAAAAGCGGCGGAGAGCAGAACCUCACGGUUGCUCUCCGGAUCCGCCCAAUGGGUGAGGAUGAGAUUGUGAGUGGUGCUAGUCCCAUCGCUUACAAGGUGGAAAACAGCAUGAUUGUGCUGCUGGACCCAUCUGACGACCCUGAUGACAUCUUGCGAGCCAAUCGGUCAAGAGAGAAACAAUUUGUCUUUGAUACAACCUUUGAUGGGCCAUGUUCUCAGGAAAGUGUCUACAAAGCGACUACAAAAUUCCUCAUCCCAAAUGUCAUCACAGGUUAUAAUGCCACUGUGUUUGCUUAUGGGGCGACUGGUGCUGGGAAAACCUACACCAUGUUGGGUACAGACUCACAACCAGGCAUCAUGGUUCGAACUCUUAAUGACUUGUUUCUCGAGAUGGACAAGACCAGUGGAGAGAUGACUUACAAAGUUACCAUGGCCUAUCUUGAGAUAUAUAAUGAGAUGAUCAGGGAUUUGCUGAACCCUUCAUCUGGUAUCCUUGACCUUAGAGAGGAUUCCCGUGGCAACGUGCAAGUUGCAGGGCUGUCUGAGGUCACAGCAGGGUCAACCGAAGAAGUCAUGAAGAUGUUGACUAAAGGAAACCUGGAGAGAACUCAGGAACCGACGGCAGCUAACAAGACAUCAUCGCGGUCACACGCCAUCCUGCAGGUGAUCGUGAAGCAGAGGAACCGGGUGCGUAACACGAUGCAGGAAGUGCGCACCGGGAAACUAUACCUCAUUGACCUGGCAGGCUCCGAGAGGGCAGCCAACACAAUGAACAGAGGGAAGCGCAUGGUGGAAGGGGCUCACAUAAACCGAUCUCUGCUAGCUCUGGGAAACUGCAUCAAUGCACUCAGUGACAAGAAUGGUCCACGGUACGUGAACUACCGAGACAGCAAGCUGACCCGGCUGUUGAAGGAUGCUCUGGGAGGAAACUGUAAGACUGUGAUGAUCGCGCACAUCAGCCCGUCCAGCCUCCAUUUUGAAGAGUCGCGCAAUACACUUGUGUAUGCUGACAGAGCAAAACAAAUCAGAACAAAGGUCCGCCGAAAUGUGAUAGAUGUAUCCUACCACAUAGCACAGUACUCCAACAUUAUUACAGAACUCCGAGAAGAAAUUCAACGACUUCGUGUGAAGCUGAAUGACCAGUCACCGACACCGAAACCUCACGGUGUAGCCAACAUCCAGGCUGUGCAAUCUGAAGUGAUGGGUGCCAAGCGAGAAUCUAACCGACAGGAGAUGAACGCCCUGAAGGAACAACUUUUUGUCUGUUUUAAAGAUCAGAUGGAGCUAAGACGGAGUUUGAUGGAACUGAACAAUGCAAGCAUGGAGAUCAGUCUGGAGACGAACCGAAACCAGCUGCUCAUCAGCGAAUGGGAGGUGGAAAAGGCUCGAGCCACGAAGAACCGGGAAAACACUCAAGUCACUGAUUUUGGAGAUAGCGAGAUGGAGAAGGGAAGCCUGGAGAGUCAGUCACACCCCGAGGAGAUUCGGGUGGCCAGGGAGGAGUUGAAAGUCUUACACGACGAGAAACACAAGACGGAGAAACUCAGGAUGACGGUCAAGAAAGAACUCGAAGUAGCCCGACAGAAAACAACUAAAGUGGAAGAGCAAAUCCCGCACCGCAUCAGCAAUCAGAACCAGCAGGAGAUUCUGCAGCUGCUGUGUCGUGUGCAUCAGCUGGAGAUCGAGAACCUGGAGGCGAAGUCGAUCAGUCUGCUGAAAGACUUCCAGAUCAAGAAGAAGGACAUGGUGAUCACCCGCUUCAAGCACCAUCGCAACCUCUGUGACGACAUCAUCAAGCAGCAGCAGCAGAUUAUUGAAGAACACAGGAUUCUACUACCGAAGGAUCUGGAAGAGCUGUAUGAAGUUUACAAACUGGAGAGGGACGACAAAAUUCUCAACUGGGAGGAACCCGGAACAGUCAUCUCAUCCAAGUUAUCAGGAAUUCCUGUUCGUCAAGGCAGCAGUCUCACAGAUGGAUCCGGACUGGACAAUGGUAAAAUCUUCACACAGAGUGCCAAGGCGAGACAGAUUCAGGAAUCACAGACUCUGAGCGGUGUGUGGAACAAUUACCUGUUAGGCGGAGAUCGUGACAUUCCGUCCUCGUUGAUCUCAUCCCAGCAGUCGUUCGAGGAUCGCAUGAUAAUCAGUACAAACACUCGCAACAUCGCAGCCCUCGCAGCCAAGAAGAGAACCAAAGUGCACAAGGACAUUUUAAACACGGACAAACAGAUGACGCGAACCCUGUACCGACCGCUUCCCGACAUCAAAGACGAACCCGUCCUGACCCCGAGUAGGCUGGCCAAACACAACCGAACGUUCACAGACUCUUUGGUGCAACCGCCCAGCGAGGACGAACUGUCGUUGGUGUUGUCGGAGAAAGUCAGCGAACACACCGAGGUCAGUCUGCCGCCGAUAACAGGCCUGGAGGAGAAGUAUCGAGCCGCGGUGAAGAAGCCCACGAAGCAAGAAACGGAACUGAAACGCAAGAAGAGAGGUGCAAAAGUGGACAAUAAUUACUCACAACAGUAUGCCAAGAUUGCACCCAAGAAGAAUGGCCCAUCUAACAAUGUAGCGAACAAGAAUGCAGGACGCAGACGUGCAAAACAGGAUAAAUUACCAACAUCAGAUUCCUCAACUGUAAGCACACCACAGACAAAAACUAACGAGAAGAAACCCCUUCCCACAAUUCCAACUUAUCGCAGAGGAGAUAUUGCAGUUACGGGCUUUAGUCUACCGAGAUACUAACCGAACAGACGGUAUAAUCAGCUUAGAUAUGUGAUGCCAUACAAGAAGAAGAAUCACUUCCCAUGGAGCAGAAAUUUCAUUUUCAUACACUUGUUCAAGGCUCACACUGAAACAGUUUUUUAUUUUUUUUAUUUUUUUAUAUAACAAUUCAACUUUAUUAAUAGAAAUUUAAAUGUAUUGAAAAGAAAACGCAUCAAUAAUUUCACAUUAGUACUAGAUUAAUUUAAAAAAAAAAAAAAUUAUACAUUUUUUAUUAGCCCAGAAAUGUUGAUAGUGUCAGGGUCUGGAACAAAUUUUGGUUUAGCCAGUUUUCAGAAAUGUAGAGCAUUCCUUUAAAAAUCAUUAAAAUGUGGUUAAUUUGAGGAAUAUUUUAUUGGCCAAAGUCUAAAUUUUGUACCCAUUUUGUAUAAAAAUUAGCUAUUGAUUUAUUUGGCAAUGUACA